Messenger RNA from Rhagoletis zephyria (snowberry fruit fly), 1898 nucleotides. It is a transcript of the gene esc, whose product is annotated as extra sexcombs. The record is from RefSeq and is a predicted model, not a curated record. Lineage: Eukaryota; Metazoa; Arthropoda; Insecta; Diptera; Tephritidae. Gene Ontology annotation, molecular function: protein binding.
GCCAAAAAUACAAACAAACCAGUGGCGGCUAGCAAUUAUAAACGCGUGUCGAAUUUAUACAUUUUCAAUGGUUGUUCGUUUGUAAAAUAGCUUUAAACAUUUAAUUUUAUUUUAAUACAAUAUGUCCAAAGUUAAAAGUGAUAAAGCCGUAUCAUCUGAGAAAAGUGUUCACGGUGAAAAUAGCGAUGACUCGGGUGGUGAUGAUACCGCCAGUGUUAGCACGAAUAAUACUUCACGCAGCAAGUCGCCUACCGCUCGCCGAUCUCGUGGCUACAGACGUAGCAACAAAGCAAAAGCGCGGAAACCAGCAUACAAAUAUGAUUAUCAUGUGAAGGAAAAUCAUGGUCAGGCCAUUUUUGGCAUUAGUUUCAAUCAUUGGCUGGGUAACGAUCAGCCGCAUAUAUUCGCCACUGCCGGCAGCAAUCGCUGCACCGUUUAUGAAUGCCCACGUCAAGGAAGUAUUAAAUUGAUUCUCUGCUACGCAGACCCGGAUCCAGAUGAGGUAUUUUACACAUGCGCAUGGUCGUAUGAUAUUAACACAUCUUUGCCAUUACUUGCCACUGCCGGCUAUCGCGGAGUAAUACGCGUUAUUGAUGUGCAAAACAAUGAGACUGUAGGUAAUUAUAUUGGCCAUGGACAGGCCAUCAACGAACUGAAAUAUCAUCCGCGACAACCGCACUUACUGCUCUCUGGUAGUAAAGACCAUGCCAUACGCCUUUGGAAUACACAGUCACAUGUUUGUAUUGCAAUUUUUGGUGGUGUAGAGGGGCAUCGCGAUGAGGUGCUAUCGAUUGAUUUUGAUUUCCGCGGCGAACGUAUUAUGUCCAGUGGAAUGGACCAUUCAUUAAAACUGUGGUUCAUAAACACCAACGAUUUUAAGGAGAAAAUCGAAUUGUCACGUACAUUCAAUCCACAGAAAUCACCGCGACCAUUCCCAACAAUAAUGCAACAUUUUCCAGAUUUCUCUACGCGCGAUAUACAUCGCAAUUAUGUAGAUUGUGUACAAUGGUUUGGCGAUUAUGUACUCUCUAAGUCAUGUGAAAAUUCCAUUAUCUGUUGGAAGCCUGGACAACUGCAUCAAAGUUUGUCCUCACUUAAACCAAACGAUCCGUCAUGCACCAUUAUAGCAGAAUUCGAUUACGAUGAGUGCGAAAUAUGGUUUGUACGGUUCGGCUUUAACCCGUGUCACAAAAUAAUUGCAUUGGGCAAUCAGCACGGCAAAGUAUAUGUGUGGGAACUUGAUCCUGGCGAUCCGGGGCAUACAUACACAAGUACGCUAAAUAAUUUAAAGUGUAAUUCUGUUGUGCGGCAGGUAGCAUUCUCACGCGAUUCCAGUGUGCUGGUUUAUGUAUGUGACGAUGGCACAGUCUGGCGUUGGAAUCGAACCAAUAUGGUACAAAAAACGCCGUGAAGGUUACUACUAAUAAGAAACGUCUUUCAAAAUUAACCAAAUCGUAAAUGCCAAUUAAAAUAUACCAAACUGCUGGAAGAGGAAAACCGUGAAAGUCAAUUGCGAAAAUGGAUUAAUAUGCAUAGUUACUAAGCUAGUUGUUGUUUUUUAAUAUAAAUUUAGUGCAACAAGAUUUAUAUAGUUUAUAUAUUUUAGUCGGAUAAUUAGAACAAAAAAAGAUGCUGCGUGACACUUUUUCAAUUAAAACUUGUUUUUUUUUAUCAACUGUGCAUAUCAAGUGGCAAUAAUUAAUCAUAAUUGGAGUUCUUGAAAGCAGAAUAACUGCCGUUUUCCUACCAUACUUGAAAUUUAUAUAUCUUGAACGGUUAAUACUCUUUGAUGUUAAACGAACCUCUGAGUUAAAUACACCUAAUUAAAAUCUCAUUAACUUAGAUAGACACAAACUGUUAAAAUUUACAUAUAAAUGUACUUAUUGCAUUACAUACGU